Chenopodium quinoa (quinoa) is the source of this 1266-nucleotide messenger RNA. Its product is annotated as coiled-coil domain-containing protein 186-like. The transcript is spliced from 2 exons. Bases 1 to 1266 code for a protein of 421 amino acids. Gene Ontology annotation, molecular function: nucleic acid binding; zinc ion binding. Lineage: Eukaryota; Viridiplantae; Streptophyta; Magnoliopsida; Caryophyllales; Amaranthaceae. The record is from RefSeq and is a predicted model, not a curated record.
AUGCUACUGCUAAAAAAACUCCUAGUUUGGGGUUUAGGGCCAGAUGAACACACUCGUGUUAUGGGAUGUAAAACAGCAAAAGAAAUAUGGGAUUUACUAGAAAUAACCCACGAAGGAACUCAUGAAGUUAAACGUUCUAAAAUUGAUAUACUGCUUUCUAAAUAUGAACGUUUUGAAAUGGGUUCAAAAGAAACUAUUCAAGAAAUGUUUACUCGUUUUAAAAAUAUUACUAAUGAAUUAGUUUCUCUUGGUAGAGUUAUUCCUAUGGAUGAACAGGUACGCAAAAUUCUAAGGAGUCUUCCUGAAGAUGAACGGUGGAGAUCCAAAGUGGCAGCUUUGCAGGAAUCAAAGGACUUUACAACUUUCAACCUUGAACAACUUGCAGAGGAUUCCGAAUCUGGAGAGGAAGAAGCUGCCAUGCUAGUCAGGAAGCUAAAAAAGUUGUACCGCAACAAAAGGUUUGGUGACCAAAAGAAAAGGAACUUCAAGAAAAACCAAUAUUCCAAGGAAACUGGAGGAUGCCACAAAUGUGGGAACACAGAUCACUUCAUCAAGGAAUGCCCUCUCUGGGAAUCAGAAAAAGGAAAAGGCAAAAUGAAGGAACACGGAAAAUCUAAUACUCCAAACUUUUCAAAAUCUGAUUACAGGAAAGCCAUGAUAGCUGCGUGGGGAGACACAAGUUCCGAGGAUGAAGAAGAAUCCACGGAAGAAGAGACGGCAAACCUGUGUUUGAUGGCUAAACAAAGUGAGUCUGCUAAAAAGUCAGAGGAGGUAAAUCUCGAACCUAAAUUUCUGAAAUCCCUGUCAAAAGACAAAUUAAUUUCUUUGCUCAUAGAAACUUUGGAUGAAUAUAAAGAAAUAUGUCUUAAACUUGGACAAAAUGAAAAAGCUCUAGAAAUCUAUAAGGAUCAUAUGAAAUAUUUGAAUAGUUCAAGAACAGAUGUUCAGGGAAGAUUCUUUGAUUUGCUAGAUAGAAACUCUAUGCUAAAGGAAACAUUGGAAAGAGUCAAAAAUGAAAAUAUCAUGUUAAAUGUUGAAAUGACUCAGUAUAAAUUGUUAUGCACUAACAUUGAUUCUAAUAAUGCUCUUCAAUUGCCUUUAGUAACCUUUAAUGAUGAUCUUGAAAAUUUGAAAAAAGAAUUGCAAGUUACUAAAGACAAAAAUGAAUCCCUUGAAAAGGAUUUAGAAAGAGCUAGAAACAACAAAAGUGCAAUCCACAUGGGAGUUCCAAAGUGGAUAUCUGAAGCUCAAACCAGAAGGACAUAG